This is a messenger RNA of Menidia menidia (Atlantic silverside), 2801 nucleotides long. The record is from the annotation of a GenBank genome assembly. Lineage: Eukaryota; Metazoa; Chordata; Actinopteri; Atheriniformes; Atherinopsidae.
GCAGAUACCAGAAGAGACGCUCCUCAUCAGCAGCUCAGGUCUCGGUCAGCGGAUUGGCCCAGCUCCAACAUGCUCCCCCCCCUGCUCUACAUGUGUGCCGCCAUCACUCUGACAGGUGCUGCGCCAGUGUCAAUAACUGAGAGCACAACGCUGAGCAUCAGCUCCUGUCCCAUCACCUUCUUUGAGAAAGUCUACACUGAAGUCUACGUGAACGUCAGCAGCACUCGAUACUACAUCUGCUUUGAUGGAUUUUUCGAUUCCUCACUCAAACGAGACUGUAUUGAGUUAGGUCGCGGAAUUCCUAUGGAUUUUCAAGUUUUGGUUGAACAAUAUAAAGCUGCUACUCUCGCAGUUCAAAGUAGUGACACAGAUGACAUGGUAGACAUUAGUGGAUGCAGAUAUGCAGGUUGGUCAAUCACUGGUCCCAAAAAUAUCCUUAAGAGCCAUGUUGGGAAAAGGAGAUGUGUGGGCAAGUACAUGUGCACAGUGACCGGCCCCACUGUCGUCGACGUACUGGGCUCAGUUAGCUCUGUGGAGGAUCGCUGCUCCUACGCAUUGAUUAGGAACAACCGUCUGAAGAUUGAAAUACAAGGCAGCUUCAGGGAGCGCCGUCGCACAGACGUGAGCUUUCUGGACAGCUUGACAGUGACAUUUCCGAGAAUAGAGCUUCACCUGGAACAGGGCGGUAGAGUCCUGAAAGACGGCGUGUUGCUGGACCUCAACAGCACAGUCCAGAACUUUGAAAUGAUUGAUUUGUUCAAAGACCACACUGGAGUACAUGCGUCAGCGAAGAUCCAAGGUGUGACGGUGAUGUCAUUGUUUUUUGAUGGUGACACAGCUCAGAUCUAUGCAGAAGACCUUGUUCAGUAUGGUUUGCAGUAUUUCUCUGGCCUGUGCGUGAACUCCAGCUCCUUUUCGGAUUCCAAGCACCGUCAGCAGAGCUCCUCCAGCUGUGACACUCCGUAUACCGAACCUGCCGACAGCACAAUCAACUGCACCGCCGUGACUGAUCGCUGCAACCUGCUGAUGGACGCCCCCUUCUCCUCCUGCCACGAAGAGAUCGACCCCGCGCCCUACAUCACCGCAUGCUCGGACACUCUGUGCAAAUACCCAGAAGUGGACGGUCUCAGGUGUCAGUUCCUGGGCGCCUAUGCCAAAGCCUGCAGCAUGAACAACAGCACACUGGAGGGAUGGUGGUCGGAGGCUGAGUGCCCCCCCCCCACGGACUCCUGUCAGGACCAGCUCUGCAGUGACGGUGCCUUCUGUGGAGAGUUGGACGGUGACGCCGUCUGCCUCUGUAGGGGCACGAAAUCAUCCAAGUACAGAGAAUCAGGCACUCUGGGGGACCCCGCGGUCUGCUCAGAGGGCUCUGCCACUGUCACUUUCCUGGGCUGCCUCCUGAGGGAGAAAGGCAUCGACUACUCUGUCUUACAUCUCAACGAUGAGAGCUGCAAGGGAGAGAGAGACGAGGGGAACGACACGGUGACUUUCAGCUUCAACAGCACCAACCCCUGUGGGGUGGUGGUCACGGCCAACGACAGCCAUGUGACUUACGAGAACACCAUUAUGAGCCCAAACGCCUCCUCCGGCGUCAUCACUCGCCAAGACCAAAUCUCUAUCGACUUCUCCUGCACUCAAGUUCAGCCAGAGAUGAAGACUGUGGGCUUCAGAGUCAAAGACAGCUCUGUGGUCCAGCACAUCAGAUCUGGAACUCUGAAUUACACUUUGACCAUGAAGGCCUUCACCGACGCCGGCCGUACAACACUUGUGGAUCCGAACACCGACGUGCUGCUGAACCAGAAGGUCUGGGUGGAGCUGGAGACGGACGGGCUGGAUGGAAACUUGGUCGCUCUGGUAAUUGACUCCUGCUGGGCAACAAGCCAGAGUUCACCCACCAGCACCCCGAGUUACGACCUGAUCCUGAAUGGCUGUGAAAAUCCCGACGAUCGGACGGUGGAUGUCGAGAAAAAUGGAGAAGGAACCCUCAGCUACUUCGCCUUCAAAAUGUUUGAUUUUUCUGGGAAGUCUGGUGAGGUCUACCUGCACUGCGAACUGCAGCUGUGUGCCAAGAAGGACAACAGUUGCAUCCCGGUGACUGAAUGACCGAUCCUUCCUGACGACCUCUGACUCCUGUCUGGUCCUGUUCUGGAGCUUGGAUGUGUGAACAUAUGAGCUCAGAUCCUGACCUUUUCUCUGCUUAUUUCCAACCUGGUGAAGGACCCCAUUAAAUUUUUCGUUGAAACUUUUUUAGAUAAUCUAAUGUUUAUCCGAACCCCUGAUAAAUUUGGUAUAAUCGCAUAUUAUCAUUAGUCUUUAUAAGUUGGUAAAAUCAUCAAAUGGGGGAUAAUAUAACCACUAAUUGAUUUUUCUGUGCUGGUGAUGUUUUGUUAGCUUUUUAGGACAGGGUUUAUUUCCAAGUUUAAAUCCUUUAAGAUACAAAUGAAGAAAUCAAAUCAUGAAUAGAUUGAAGUAGAAAUGUGUGAUUGGAUGCUUUUGAUUGUAAGAAAAUGUUUUUAGCUGUUUGUUUGAAGGGAAAUGCUUUAAGGUAGAUAAGGUAGAGACAGCCUGCUUUGGGCUUUGCAAAGAGCGUCAAAGUUAGUUUGAAGUGAAUAUGCAGCCGUGCAGCGAUUAUUCACCGAACACCAGUUUUUAUUCACUGUUUCUGUUGUGCUGUUUUCAGACCACAGUGUUUGUGACAGUUUGGAUCAACUGAAACAGGCUGCUGUGCUCUCCGUUUUUGUUUCUGUGUGUUCAGCAUAUGAAAGACCAAAAAAAAAAACAAUAAAAUGAAGGUGAUGGGA